AUGAGCCCAAAUACGUUGGCUCCCAAUGACAUCCUCACGGAUGACGAUUACUUUAUAUGGGAAUUUAAUGCACGCAUGGCACUCGCGCGCAAGGAUCUUUUGGAUCACGUUUUAGUUAAGCCAGAGCCGGCAGUGCUACGAGAGAAUCCCGGAUGGAAAGUCGCCGAUAUGAAGGCUCUGGCUGUGCUGGUAAAGCUGCUCUCUCCAACCUAUCAGUGUAUGGUUCAAGAAUGUGAGUCUGCUAUUGAGGCCUGGGAGGUGUUGAAGACAUUCUUAGCAAAGAAGAAUCUUCACAACCGAGUGCAACUUCGAAAGGAACUCCAUGAGUUUGUGAUGGAGACUGGUACGAAUCUAGUGGAUCAUCUACUGAAGUUUGAUGAGCUGUGUCUAAAGCUCAGGGCUGCCGGUGACAGCAUGGAUGAUGAUGAGAAGCUGGUUUUGCUUUUGGGAAGUUUAUCAUCCGAAUACGAUUAUAUGGUGCGCAUUAUCGAGGCACACAGUAACGUGACGCUGCUGGACGCGAAAGAGAUGCUCCGUCGUGAGUAUGACACUCUUUAG
Peronospora matthiolae is the source of this 558-nucleotide messenger RNA. Lineage: Eukaryota; Oomycota; Peronosporomycetes; Peronosporales; Peronosporaceae. The record is from the annotation of a GenBank genome assembly.